Molecule: messenger RNA, 1326 nt
Organism: Setaria italica (foxtail millet)
Lineage: Eukaryota; Viridiplantae; Streptophyta; Magnoliopsida; Poales; Poaceae
Product: hemK methyltransferase family member 2
Exons: 2
Coding region: 123-962 (279 amino acids)
Biological process (GO): methylation
Cellular component (GO): eRF1 methyltransferase complex
Molecular function (GO): protein methyltransferase activity; nucleic acid binding; S-adenosylmethionine-dependent methyltransferase activity
Source: RefSeq, a predicted model, not a curated record
ACUCGGACGCGCCGCGACCCUUCCGUUUCUUUUCUUUCUUUUCCCCAACUCGCCGCCCCGCCGCCACCAGCAACGGGGUCCACAUCGCGGCAGCAUCUCACCCCCCAGGCUCCUGCUGUUCCAUGGCGGACGGAGACGGCGCGGCGGCGUCGGGAAAGCUCACGGAGCACUCCGCCAGCGGCGCCGAGAAGGGGCUCCCCAGGAGGGGCAAGUCUCUUUCCGGAAGGACAUUAAACACUGCACAGAUUCCGCUUGUCGCAAGCCAUCCAGAGGUGUAUGAGCCAUGUGAUGAUUCCUUUGCCCUUGUUGAUGCACUGCUCUCAGACAAAGCACAACUUUUGACGCUGCAGCCAAGGUUAUGUAUGGAGGUAGGGUGCGGGAGUGGUUAUGUCAUCACCUCUCUUGCAAUCAUGCUCAGGCAAUUAGCCUCUGGAACCCAGUACCUAGCAACUGAUAUCAACAAACACGCUGCCGAGACAACUCAAGCAACCCUUGAAGCCCAUGGCGUGCAUGCGGAUGUGAUUGUUACUGAUAUCGUGUCUGGUCUUGAGAAACAUCUAGCUGGUAUGGUUGAUGUGGUAGUUAUUAACCCUCCUUAUGUGCCAACUCCAGAGGAAGAAAUUAGAUGCAAGGGCAUUGCUUCGUCUUGGGCUGGAGGGUUGAAUGGGCGCCAGGUGAUAGACAGGAUCCUUCCUGCUGUGCGAGAGAUCCUAUCAGAAAGAGGGUGGCUGUACAUGGUGGCCCUCGAAGAUAAUGAUCCUUUGGACAUAUGUCAUCUGAUGAGCGAGAUGGGGUAUGCAUCACGCGUUGUCUUGAAAAGAUGUACUGAGGAGGAGAGCCUUUUUGUUCUCAAGUUUUGGCGAGAUCCGCAUACUGGUACAAGUGCGUCCCCUAAAUCUCCUAAAUCUGAGUCUUGGUUCUCUCAGUUGCCUUUCAAAUCCCUUUGGCACAAGGGUUCAUAGCAGUUCAUGGCCUCGUCAGUUUGGAGUCUUCAGUUCUGAAAAAAGAUCAAGAAAUCCUUUGCAAAUUGUGUUUGGAUGAAAUGUAACAGUUGAUUUCUGACUUGCCAUGGACACUCAGAGUACAAGAAUCAGCCCAACCUGAUUGGUUGAAGGUGUGAACCAAACAGGUUUAGACCAGAAAGUAUUGAACCUUUUUAUUUUGGUAGCUUAAAUUGUUAUUUUGUGUUCUCGUUGUGUGUGUAUAUAUUGUACUAUUGAAUCCUAUCGCGCUGCAUUUGGAUUCCGUGUUUUGAUAUGGAUCUGUUGCUUUGAGAGUUCGAUUAUUUGAAUAUGAGAGGAAAUAAUACUUUUCUUGUGCCCUGUA